CUUCGGUUCAGUCAGUUUUCGCACAGCGCUUGGCAAAGACGUGCACACGGUCAGCUGCGUGAAGUGAAGAAUUAGUCAAAAACAAUAAUAAAGAAGCGAAACACAAACGUAUUAACGGGAACGCCAUGGAGUUUAACAAUCGUUUGCUAUUGAAGAUCAUUGAGCUGGGUAUUGCCAUCGCCUGUGUUGUGCUCUAUGAGGUUGUUGGAGAUCUGAGCAAGCGUCCGCUGAUUGUGUGCGGCACCAUUGUGGGCUACACAAUCAUCUGCGCCGUCCUGCUGAUCGGGCACUUCAUCAACUCGGUUGUGGAGAAGCGUCUCAAUGCGCUGCUCUCGCUGCUCGGCUGCAUUCUGUUCGUGGCCUCCGGUGCCUUGGUCAUUGAUGAGUGGCAUGAUGCCUACGAUUUCUUGAAGGAUCGCAAGCGCAACGCCCUCGCAGCUGGCUCCCUGAUGAUCAUCAAUGGCGCCGUCUUUCUAUUGGACAUGCUCUCCAUUUGCAGAACGUAAGCCCCAAAAGCAAACAAGGGGUAUCCAUGCAGAGAACAACUGUCUCUCUGUCUCUCUCUACAAAUAUAUCUCUAAUUUUUUUUUUUAUUGUGAAUCGAAAUUCUCAUGGCUUCUGUGUGGGUCAUAAAAUGCGAAUAAUGAAUCUUGUGUAAACUAUAUAUAUAUAUAUAUAUAUAUAUAUAUAUAUAUAUAUAUAUAUAUAUAUACAUAUAUGAAUAUCAUGUACACCCAUCUAUAUACUAUAUGAUUGUUCGUUUUUGUUUUUUUUUUUUAUACAUAUAUAUACAUAAAUAUACGUAUACUAUAUAUGAUAAUAUCUAUAAAGCACUUAAGCUAAAUUCUGUUGCGCACGAAACAAAAAUUUGCUAAACGAAUAUUAAAUUGUUAACAGGAAUCCAUUAAAUAUAUCUAUAUCUGUAUAUGUAUUUGUUUAAGUAUGCCUGUGCCUAUGUGUGCACUCAGCUAUAACUGCUAAAACUGUUGAAUCUGUCUGAACUGGAAGUGGCCCAUGUUUUUCCAUUCAGCUGCACACCUGACCUGAUGUCACCUGUCGCCAGCUGCGAGGCCGAUCAAAUCUCACCAUUUACUCUUCAUUCCAUCCAACAAGCCAUGCACCAAGAUUGUUUUUAAAUAAAAUCUUAUCAUACGUACAAGCCUGGCAUGAUAUAACGAUUAUAUUCCCUACAGGAUAUCGAAUAUUUAACAACAUUUAAUUGUCAAUCUGAAAACUGUAUGUGUGUGCGUUUUUUUUUUUUUAUAAUAUUAAAUGCAAAUUCACAAAUUGUCA
Molecule: messenger RNA, 1293 nt
Organism: Drosophila mojavensis
Lineage: Eukaryota; Metazoa; Arthropoda; Insecta; Diptera; Drosophilidae
Product: protein snakeskin
Exons: 3
Coding region: 126-506 (126 amino acids)
Biological process (GO): septate junction assembly
Source: RefSeq, a predicted model, not a curated record